Molecule: messenger RNA, 2630 nt
Organism: Marmota monax (woodchuck)
Lineage: Eukaryota; Metazoa; Chordata; Mammalia; Rodentia; Sciuridae
Gene: Ptgs1
Product: prostaglandin-endoperoxide synthase 1
Exons: 11
Coding region: 76-1878 (600 amino acids)
Biological process (GO): cyclooxygenase pathway; response to oxidative stress
Cellular component (GO): cytoplasm; neuron projection
Molecular function (GO): peroxidase activity; oxidoreductase activity, acting on single donors with incorporation of molecular oxygen, incorporation of two atoms of oxygen; heme binding
Source: RefSeq, a predicted model, not a curated record
GUGGCCGAGCUGGGGCAGCCUGAGGACGCACCCGCAGUCGGCCGUCCGCUCGCGCGCCCGCAGCUGCCCCGCGCCAUGAGCCGGAGGAGUCUCUCGCUCCGGUUUCCGCUGCUCCUACUCCUGCUCCCGCCGUCUCCGGUCCUGCCGGCGGACCCUGGGGCGCCCGCACCGGUGAACCCCUGUUGUUACUAUCCGUGUCAGAACCAGGGUGUCUGUGUCCGCUUCGGCCUGGACCGCUACCAGUGUGACUGUACCCGCACGGGCUAUUCCGGCCCCAACUGCACCAUCCCUGGACUCUGGACCUGGCUCCGGAAUUCCUUGCGGCCCAGCCCCACUUUUGUCCACUUCCUGCUCACGCACGGGCGCUGGCUCUGGGAGUUUGUCAAUGCCACCUUCAUCCGAGACACGCUCAUGCGCCUGGUACUCACAGUGCGUUCCAACCUUAUCCCCAGCCCUCCCACGUACAACACAGCGUACAACUACAUCAGCUGGGAGUCCUUCUCCAAUGCGAGCUAUUACACCCAAAUUCUGCCCUCUGUGCCCCAAGACUGCCCAACGCCGAUGGGGACCAAAGGGAAGAAGCAGCUGCCAGAUGCCCAGCUCCUGGGCCACCGCUUCCUGCUCAGGAGGAAGUUUAUCCCUGACCCCCAAGGCACCAACCUCAUGUUUGCCUUCUUUGCACAACACUUCACCCAUCAGUUCUUCAAAACUUCUGGCAAAAUGGGUCCUGGCUUCACCAAGGCCUUGGGCCAUGGGGUAGACCUGGGCCACAUUUAUGGAGACAAUCUGGAACGCCAGUAUCACCUGCGGCUCUUUAAGGAUGGGAAACUCAAGUACCAGGUGUUGGAUGGGGAGAUGUACCCGCCUUCGGUGGACCAGGCUCCGGUGUUGAUGCACUACCCACGGGGCAUCCCGCCCCAAAACCAGAUGGCGGUGGGCCAGGAGGUGUUUGGGCUGCUUCCCGGGCUCAUGCUCUAUGCCACACUCUGGCUGCGUGAGCACAACCGCGUGUGUGACCUGCUGAAAGCCGAGCACCCAACCUGGGAUGAUGAACAGCUCUUCCAGACCACCCGUCUCAUCCUCAUAGGGGAGACCAUCAAGAUUGUCAUUGAGGAUUAUGUGCAGCAUUUGAGUGGCUACUUCCUGCAGUUAAAGUUUGACCCAGAGCUGCUGUUCAGAGCCCAGUUCCAGUACCAAAACCGCAUCGCCGUGGAAUUCAACCAGCUCUACCACUGGCAUCCGCUCAUGCCCGACUCUUUCAAGGUGGGCUCCCAAGAGUACACCUACGAGCAGUUCUUGUUCAAUACCUCCAUGCUGGUGGACUACGGGGUCGAGGCCCUGGUGGAUGCCUUCUCUCGCCAGAAAGCUGGCCGGAUCGGUGGGGGUAGGAACAUAGACCACCACAUUCUUCAUGUGGCUGUGGAUGUCAUCAAGGAGUCUCGAGAGAUGCGGCUGCAGCCCUUCAAUGAGUACCGCAAGAGGUUUGGCAUGAAGCCCUACACCUCCUUCCAGGAGCUCACAGGAGAGAAGGAGAUGGCAGCUGAGUUGGAGGAGCUGUAUGGAGACAUCGAUGCUUUGGAAUUCUACCCGGGGCUGCUGCUUGAAAAGUGCCUACCGAACUCCAUUUUUGGGGAGAGUAUGAUAGAGAUCGGGGCUCCCUUUUCCCUUAAGGGUCUUCUAGGAAAUCCCAUCUGCUCUCCAGAGUACUGGAAACCAAGCACAUUCGGUGGCGAGGUAGGCUUCAACAUUGUCAACACGGCCACACUGAAGAAACUCGUCUGCCUCAACACCAAGACCUGUCCCUAUGUGUCCUUCCAAGUGCCAAACUCCAGUCAGGACAAUGGACAUGUUGUAGAGCGACCAUCCACAGAACUCUGAGAGGGACUAGGAAGCAGUCUUUUGGAGGGUAGGGCUUUGUGCUUGUCAUUCUAGAAUGCUGAGGUCAGGAUUGAUAUUCCAAAAUGGCGGUUUGGGGGUUUGGCCUUUGAAGUGUUGGGGUUGACAUUUAGAACUUUGGGUCUCACCCCUUCUCUGGAAUAUGAUGAUUUUGUCACUCUAGAAUGCCAAAUUCCUUGUUAACCAUUCAGAAUGUUAGGAGUGGUUCUCAUUUGGCCUGUCAGAACACUGGGUUUCUGGUUGACAACCUUGAAUUUCAGAUUUCUGGGAAUAUAGGCAUUCUAGAUUAUAGAGCUCCUUAUGAAAUCUUCAGUAAGUUAGGGGGUUCUUAUUUUGCAUUCUAGAAUCUGGGUGGCCCUCCAGAAUGUUGAUGGUAUGAUUAGUGAUUCAGAAUGUUGUGCUCCUGGUUGAUGACCCAGAACAGAAGCUGGUCCUGACCUGAACGUCUAGACUGUUAAUUUGAUUAAUUUUCCUGUUCAGUGAGAUAGCCGUAGACCAGAAGGACCUAAUGACCAACUAGAAUGCACUGCCUGAAUGUGUUCUUGCACGGAGGGGCAAAGAAGUGGGGUGUUCUUCUUGGUACCCCCACUAGGAACCUGGUCCAAGGAUAUAGAGAGAACAGAUGGGCUUUUCCAUGCCAUUGGUUGGAAGCCACUCGAGCUCCGUCCCCAUCCAGGUCUUGACUCAUGGCAGCUGUUUCUCAUGAAGCUAAUAAAAUUCUCUUUCCAAAGUUA